Molecule: messenger RNA, 1404 nt
Organism: Maudiozyma saulgeensis
Lineage: Eukaryota; Fungi; Ascomycota; Saccharomycetes; Saccharomycetales; Saccharomycetaceae
Source: the annotation of a GenBank genome assembly
AUGGCAGAUAAUGAUGCGGGAAUACUUAAGGAUGCUACUGAUUAUAUCCUGUAUACUUCCAAUUCAACAGGUAUAAUAUAUUAUAAACCAGAAAGCUUUGAUAAGAAUGUAUAUUAUCGAUUAGGAAUUCACAUACUAAUAUCUGAUUUAUUAAGAGUAAUUGAUUCUCAAAGAAGAGAUUCAUUAAUAAGAAGCCUUUAUCCAUUAUUAUUAAAAGAAUUAACAUUCAUUAGAAAUAAUCCAAUACGAUAUUUUACUAUUCAUGGGAAAAUCAUAUCCUUAAGAAUGAAAUUAAUUCAAAAUCAAGAUUUUGUAAUAUUUAAAAUGGAUGAUAAUUCAAAUUAUGAGUUACAUUCAAUUCAAUUUAAAUGUCCAGUCUCAUUAUUAACAGAUUAUUCAAAGGAUACAUUAUCAAAGUUUGAAAAAAAUUGGUAUUUAACCUGUACUGUUGAAAAAUCGUGGUAUUCAACAAAGGAUAUGAUUGAAUUUAAUGUAAUUGAAAUUAUUAACGUUAAUGAUUCUAAUAUUUUACAAACAACAACAUUCUGGACUAAAUGCUUAAAACUUAAAAAUCAGUUGAUGAGUAAACCUUGGAACCCUCAAGAUAUACAGGAAGAUAACAAUGGUUUAUUAAAUGAAUUAUCUAAGAAAUCAGAAGUUAUUGAUAUUGAGACACCGAGACCAAACACUUCAAUAGUACACAGGGCUAUCGAUAUGGAAUCGAAUUCUGUGGAAGAAUUUGAUAGCGAUGAGUCAGUCAUGAUGGUUAAUAAUGAUGAUAAUCUUAUAGAGAUUUGUGAAGAACCUUCAUUUGAGAUAAUUGAUGAUGAAAACAUACAUCUAGAGAAAAAAAUAUACAAUCAAUUAAUAGCAUGUUUAUUAGAACACAUAUCGAAAAGUUCACAAUCAACUGCAAACGUCGAAACGUUCUUCUAUUCAAAUGAUGUACAAUUAUUAUUGGAGAAAUGUACGGCAAAUUAUUCAAUUAAUUUAAUUGAUGGAGUUCAAGAUGAUCACAUUAUAAUACCUACUAAAGAAAAAUAUUUCUGUACGUUUUUAACAAAAUUGGAAAACGAAGCCUUGAUAUCACGGAAAAAAAGGAAGCAAAAUAUCAUCAAUGUUGAGUUGUUACAAAAAUUAUAUAAUUAUUCAUCACAAAGAUUGAAAGCAAUGAUCACUAUUAAAUGUCUUACAAUUACUGUAGAUACGAGUUUCGUUCUUGAUAAAUUGGAAUUAAACCACGGAAGUAUUUCAACAAUCAUCAUCAUAACGAUUUUCAAAAUUGCAUUGAGUCGUAUAGUUAGUGAUAAAAGUAAUCAUAUUAUUGAUUGGUGGAUAGAAAAACGAACAGAUGCAUUCUGGUUAAUACAUCUAAAAUAUGAUACUAAAUUCAACGACGUAUAA